This is a messenger RNA of Cyphellophora europaea CBS 101466, 930 nucleotides long. RefSeq names its product 3-demethylubiquinone-9 3-O-methyltransferase. The record is from RefSeq and is a predicted model, not a curated record. The coding region runs from base 1 to 930 and encodes 309 amino acids. Gene Ontology annotation, biological process: ubiquinone biosynthetic process. Gene Ontology annotation, molecular function: 2-methoxy-6-polyprenyl-1,4-benzoquinol methyltransferase activity. Lineage: Eukaryota; Fungi; Ascomycota; Eurotiomycetes; Chaetothyriales; Cyphellophoraceae. The transcript has 2 exons.
AUGAUGCGUGCAAUAGCCCUGCCACAUGACAAGACACAAACACUGACCAAUUCUCGGGAGGCUGCAAGCAAAUGCUUCAGCACCUCCUCCCGAGCCCGUCAUGGACCUGAUGCUGCAUCUGCAUCCCCCAUUUCAACCUCGUCCGUCUCCUCGAGCGAAGUCGACCACUUUUCCCGCCUAGCCUCAAGCUGGUGGGAUCCCCACGGCCCUUCACGACUCCUCCAUCUUAUGAACCCGCUCCGCUUCGACUUCCUCCAAUCUCUCUUCACGCAAGACCAUACGGCAAAUCAGCAGCGGACAUAUCUUGAUGUCGGAUGCGGCGGCGGCAUCUUUGCAUCCGCCUGCGCCCGCCACCCUGGCACCUCGUCGGUCCUUGCCAUCGACCCAACACCUGCUUGUGUAGCCGUUGCACAAGCCCACCAGCGCCGCGACCCUGCUAUCCAGCCACCGAAGCUCACCUACCUCAAUACCGCUCUUGAAAAUAUACCUGAAGACAAAAACGGCAACAGACAGACCUUCGACGUCAUUACCCUCUUCGAGGUCAUCGAGCACAUUUCUUCCCCUGCCGCUUUUCUUCAGAAUGCCGCAGAGCACCUCAAACCCGGCGGCUGGCUGGUGGGUAGUACGAUCGCGCGCUCGCCCGUAUCGUACAUCACCACUAAGCUGGUAGCCGAGGCGCCGCUUGUCGGCGUCGUGCCAGCCGGCACACACGACUGGAAUCAGUACAUCAAUCCAGAUGAGCUGCGAGGCUGGUUCGAAAAGCAGACCGAAAGCGCCGCCGUUGGCGGUCCUGGGGCGCAUCGAUGGGGAUCAUUCACUACAAGGGGAGUCAUUUAUGUGCCGGCGCUAGGCUGGAAGGUCGUGCAGGGCAGUGAAAGCUAUGGGAACUACUUCUUUGCGGCGCAGAAGUUGCCGCCGCUAUCGACUUGA